CGCAGCCAUGUUGAAUUUUGUGUGUGAACAGGGCGGACCCCUUAUGCUGCUCAAAAUCCUUCCUGCGGGAAAACAACACGAUCUCGCGGCAAAUUUGGAACAUCAUGACUUCAGUAAUGUCUUUAAGGAAAGCGUAAACUCGGGUCAGUUUUCCGUAAGGAGUUAUUUGUCAUGAAUAAUUUGACAGACUGAGCAGCUACUGUAGACUUGAACUAAGGAGAACUAGGCCCUAUGGCAAGUGCACAGAAGAAAACGAACGUUAAUACGAUUCUGAUACAAGGACCUGGCUUGGAAGGCGGGGUUAUUACCGCCGCUACGACAACUCAUCUUCAAGGUGAAAUUCCACAGCAGAAUCUGCAGUCACCACUCAAGACGACCGGCAGUGUACCGGUAAAUAUCAGCAUUGUACCGGUGAUAGCGGCGGAUCCGAUCCCCGGGGUGCAACCAGCAGCAGUUUCACCUGCUCGUCCACCAUGUCAACCGGUCGCAACGGCGGGUGGGACGGGCAGUGGGGCAGGGAGCGUGUCCACCACGCCCCCGUUAGCCCCGCUGGCCUUGAAGCAGAUCACCCUUCUGAAGACGCAGCAGCCCAGCCCCGAGCAGAUGAAGUCCUUCGACAGCUUCAGGGAGCACAUGGACGUCUUUCUGGUCGAAGUCUACCGCUGCAAACUCUGCAAGUUUCACAGCGCUUUGAAGGCUGUUAUGGCUCAACACAUGACCGAGAAACAUUUCCCAGUGACAGGGGCUGGCAAGGGGAUGACACCAGAUCAGCCUCAGGCAGGGUAUGAUGGAAUCUCGGAAACUGGGGAUAAACAAGUGACUUUACCACCGGCAGUUGUGACCAUGACAAUGUCAUCAAGUGAAAUGCAAAAUCCACCUUUCGCUUCCCAAACAUUCACAGCCGGAAACACUGUACCCAGCAUCAUAGCUACUGUCACGGCAGAGAGGUUAAGCCUUUCAUCAAAUGCUGCAAGUGAAGUUACGCCAGUACCAAGUGGAACAGACAACAGUGUACCGAUACAGGUGGAGGUUACCAGUGAAAUGAAGAGGACAUCAGCUGAGGGAAAUGCUCUUGAACUUUUGAUGGGAAUUGGACACGAGAAUGAACAGGAUACAGCCAAGUGUCAGCAGACAGCGGCAGGGAGUGAGACCACAGAAAGGCAUGUUACUAAUUCAGCAUCAUUGACGGAGGUUGCAAAUGGCCGAUCGGGUUCAUUGAUCCAGGACGCAGGUGUGACAGCAGCCAUGGAAAUUGACGCAUCUGAAAGAGGAGGGCUUGUGACUGUCAACGAGGAAGAACUGGCCCAAACCUUGCAAAUCGACAAGAAGACCGACAGCGACGAUGAGAGUGAGAAUGAUGAUGAUGGUGGGGUGGAAGAUGAGGACAGCGAUGAGGGCAGCAAACAGGAUAACCAGGAGGACUCAAGCGAGGAGGCUGCCCUCUUGAAGCCAGUUCCGAUCCAGAUAGGUCUUGGGCCGGGUGCCGGAGACAUCGACAUCCAAGAGAUCGCCAACACGGCCUCCAAGUCCAACCCAAAGGCCACCACCAUCACUGUCCUGCACCAUGGCCGGGGCAACGGCCCGCCCACAGCCAUCCAGUUCAAGAAGAGCAGGAAGAGCAAAGCGGUCAUCCCCACGGGCGAGUCGCUGGGCAUCGCCUCCCCCUUCACCGGCCGCUCCUACAAGGGCCAUAAGCUCUUCGUCUGCACCACCUGUCAUGCUCGCUACAAGACGCUGACCGAGCUGGAGCGGCACGUCAAGAAGAAGCACCAGCGGGCCCGCAAGUUCCUCUGCGAGAUCUGCGGCGAGGCGCUGGCGACGCGGGCCAGCGUCAAGUACCACGUCUCCAAGAAGCACGAGCAGGUCCGGCCUGUCUUCCACUGCAGCCACUGCGACUACAGCACUCCCUUCAAGGCGCGCAUGGCCAUCCACCAGGCCACCCACCAGUCGGAAUUCUUCUGCAGCCUCUGCAAGAAGUCCUACGUUAGCGCCGAGCGUCUGAAUCGGCACUACUCGUCCCCACUGCAUAAGAACGCCCUCAACCCUCUCGUGUGCGAGCACUGCGGCUACAGCACCAAGAAACGUGACAACUUCCUGGUGCAUAUGAGGAAGCAUACAGGAGAAAAGCCUUACAAAUGCAAACUUUGCUCCUACGCUAGUGCCGACGGAAGUACAUUAAAGAAACACGUCAUGGCCAAGCACUCCACCAUCCGCCCCUUCAAGUGCCAGGUCUGCAGCUUCUCCUGUGUGGACAAGAAGGGACUGGACAUCCACUCCCGUAAGCACACCGGCGAGCGGCCGUUCAAAUGCCCGUUCUGCCUGUACGCGGCCAAGCGGCGCUGCGCCCUCAACAUACACCUGCAGACGCACAGCAAGGAAGAGACCGCCGACAAACAGCCCAAGGCCCAGGUUACGAGAUAUGAAACGGUCAGCACGCUGGCCCAAGACAGCCCUCAGCAGACCCUACAGCCAGAACAGCAGUACACCACCAUGACGGACUACCAGCCGGCAACCCUGGUCACAUCGGUGGUGCCAGUUGUCACCCAGACUGCCGGGGAGCAGUCGCUUGUUUCUGGCUGUGAGGACAAGCCCGUCGAAACAGUGUGGCAAAGCAUGUGAUGUGAACAAUCCAGCGUCGAUGCCCCCUCUUGAGCUUUGUUCUGGACAGUAGUACUUCAACUGGCCUGAGUUGCCGCGUAGCACUUGACCUGCUUCCACAAUGCUUUGGUGGAAAGAGCAUAAAUAUACUUAAUUCAGAUCCACUUGAAAUGUCGAUGAUAUCUGAUUCAUAUUUAGGCAUAUUAAUGUUAGGUUCUGUUGAACAGUCUUUGGGAUCACUUGAUCUUUGCAGGAUCGGUUGAUCUGAUUCGACAGUUUGUUAAUUUUCUGCAAUCAGCUAGUCAUCUUUCCGUUCUAAUUUGAGGUUGUGGAAGAGUGUUUCAAGAAGAAGUAAAGUGGAAGAUUUCAUGGAGGAUCAACCAAUAGUGCAGAUCAGGUGAUCGUCCAAGUCGGCCGAUCAUGCUUAACAUUGCUACGAAUAUAAUUGUUUGUGGACUGAUGCAUACUUUUCUGUAUGCCUGCUGUUAAAAGUUUAUACAAUCAACUCUCCGUAAAUGAAAAACUUGAUCAGAGCGGUGGAACCCACUCCAUCCUGAGUUUAACAAAAUAGGCAAAUCUUGGAAAUAAUUUUCCAACUGAGUGAUUUUAAAUUGCAUACAUGCCAUCGUGCGGUUCAUCACAAAUCACUUUUUUAGCUUUGAAACGAGUUUAAACCACAGUAAGAUGAACUAUUAAGACGGAGGUUAAUGACACUUAUCUAGUCAUUUAGUACUUUUAAAAUUUACCCCUCGCUGCUUAAAAUUGAUACGCAGAUCUACUCAGCUCCAUUUCACUUGUUGUUGAACACUGUUGUAACAAAAACUGUCGUAAAAAACAGAUUUUGAGAAACCCGAUUUCUUAAAUUCUUAUGCUUUCCACUUCUCUUAUGACAAAACCACAUAACUUUGGUAAACAUAAAUUUAUCUGGUCCGUGCAACUUAAUGACGACAGUCAACUGCACAAAGAACCAGCACCCCUCACGUCUUUGGUAUUUUUUGAAAUUCUGGGAUAUGCUGAAUAUAAUGCAAUUGUCAGUUUACGUUUUUCAAAUGCAUAUGCAACCCAGUGUAACCGAUCUAUAGUCAGAUUGCCUAUGUUCCAGAUUUGAAUGAGGUUGCAAUAAACUUCCUUGACAUGAGUAAUUUCAG
Molecule: messenger RNA, 3746 nt
Organism: Acanthaster planci (crown-of-thorns starfish)
Lineage: Eukaryota; Metazoa; Echinodermata; Asteroidea; Valvatida; Acanthasteridae
Biological process (GO): regulation of transcription by RNA polymerase II
Cellular component (GO): nucleus
Molecular function (GO): sequence-specific DNA binding; DNA-binding transcription factor activity, RNA polymerase II-specific
Source: RefSeq, a predicted model, not a curated record